AAAACGCCCGACCUAAAAUUUAAAACAUUUACUAGUGUACAAGUCUUGGAGCCACCAACCAAAAUGAUUCGUUUGGUUCUAGUUGCUUCUUUCAUUUUGAUCUUGGGUUCCUACGAAGCCAAGAAUGCACCAAAUUACCUUCCACUCAAGAAUGACGAGACACAUCCUACCUAUCGAUCAAUUGAAGGAAAAGCAGAGGAAACUCUUGCUGAAGCUGCGAAAACUGCUGCGCAGGCUACCUUGAUGGCAACGUUUGCUACCGCGGUUGCUAUACCAAGCCUUGUGGGAUGGGUAGGGUACAAAACUCUGCAGUACGGAGCAGGUAAAGCUACAGAUUACGCAGUACAAAAAGCUCAUGAGGCUGUCCACAACGCAGUCGAAGGUGAAAUGCGCAAGGCAUUUUCGUAAAAACAAGCAGAUGAAUUGAAUAUUGCCUGUUAGUGUGAAAACCCUAUGGCAUUAAAGUUUGUUUAACCAAUUAAA
This is a messenger RNA of Macrosteles quadrilineatus (aster leafhopper), 483 nucleotides long. RefSeq lists its product as uncharacterized. The coding region runs from base 64 to 408 and encodes 114 amino acids. The record is from RefSeq and is a predicted model, not a curated record. The transcript is spliced from 3 exons. NCBI's taxonomy places the organism in Eukaryota, Metazoa, Arthropoda, Insecta, Hemiptera, Cicadellidae.